This is a messenger RNA of Ilex paraguariensis (yerba mate), 961 nucleotides long. Lineage: Eukaryota; Viridiplantae; Streptophyta; Magnoliopsida; Aquifoliales; Aquifoliaceae. The record is from the annotation of a GenBank genome assembly.
ACGACGCUCAACGUCACACCUACUGCUCUGUCUCACACGCACUCUCUCUCUCUCUCUCUCUCUCUCUCUCUCUCUAUGUCGAGAGAGACGUGCACAGUAGAGACCAGCGAUGGCAUCGCUCUGGAUACCCGAAUCUUCAAGCCAACCACCACCACCACAACGACGGAGGUACCAAAGGGCAAUAUUGUAAUUGUACUGAUCCACCCAUACUCAGUACUGGGAGGUUGCCAAGGCCUCAUGAAGGGCAUGGCUCGAGGGCUGGCCAAUAAGGGCUUCACUGCUAUCACCUUCGACAUGCGAGGAGCUGGUAAAUCCACCGGUCGCCCUUCUCUCACUGGCUUCUCCGAAGUCAAAGAUGUCGUUGCUGUUUGUAAAUGGGUAUCUCAAAAUUUGUCUACUAAUCGGAUUCUGCUUGUGGGUUCUUCAGCAGGUGCACCAAUCGCUGGCUCUGCUGUUGAUCAGAUAGAGGAAGCUGUUGGUUAUGUGAGUUUGGGUUAUCCUUUCGGCUUGAUUGCUUCUAUUCUCUUUGGGAGACAUCACAAGGCAAUAUUACAGUCGCCAAAACCAAAACUCUUUGUCAUGGGGACCAAGGAUGGUUUCACAAGUGUGAAACAGUUGGAGAACAAGUUAAAAUCUGCAGCAGGCCGUGUUGAAACUUAUCUAAUCGAAGGAGUUAGCCAUUUCCAAAUGGAGGGACCUGCACAUGAUGCUCAAAUGGUGGAUCUGAUUGUUGGAUUCAUAGCUUCAUUGUGAGAUCCGGCAACUUAAUGGGGGCAAUGCCUCGUUUGCAUUUGUUAUCCUUUGAACAUGAUUAGUGAUAGCAAAAAAUAUGACUUGUUUAAAUUGUGGUAAUGAGAAUGAUCUGUUUGAUGAUUGUACUGUUACAGAACCUGGAAACAAGAGUAAUCUGUAAAUUAUUUCUCUAGGAUUUGUUGUUAAUGAAAAGCAAGUAUGCUUUCUU